AUGUACGCAGAUAUCUUAGGUUAUACUUCUUUUAAAAAUUAUACUUAUCUAUUUAGACUUACACCUGUAUAUUUGUUUGUUAUGAUAUUAUUGGUAACUGUACUUAAUUACAUCUCUGAGGGGCCUUUCUGGCAGCCUAUUGAUCCAAACUUUUGUAGAAAUAGUUGGUGGACAAAUCUACUUUACAUUAACAAUUUUGUUUUACAGGCAGAUUCGUGCAUGGGAUGGACAUGGUAUCUAGCUAAUGAUUUUCAGUUAUAUGCUUUUGCACCAAUUUUAAUAAUUGCUCUGCAUAGGUAA
Molecule: messenger RNA, 300 nt
Organism: Meloidogyne enterolobii
Lineage: Eukaryota; Metazoa; Nematoda; Chromadorea; Rhabditida; Meloidogynidae
Source: the annotation of a GenBank genome assembly